Messenger RNA from Cynara cardunculus var. scolymus (artichoke), 1281 nucleotides. RefSeq lists its product as uncharacterized. Bases 18 to 290 code for a protein of 90 amino acids. Lineage: Eukaryota; Viridiplantae; Streptophyta; Magnoliopsida; Asterales; Asteraceae. The record is from RefSeq and is a predicted model, not a curated record. The transcript has 2 exons.
UGAGAGCAACACGAAACAUGUCAGGUGAGGUGCCGGCGGAGUGUGAUCGGGUUUACCAGGCGUUGCUGCAGUGCCACCGCCGUGUCCCUAACGGUCCACCUCGUGACGCCGCCUGCCGCCACUUGAACCGUUCACUUGCUGAAUGCAUGAUUUCCUUCAUCUGCCCUGAGGAAUCAGCCGCCGUACGCACCCUUUGUGGCAAUAAAGGAACCGCCCUCAAGCGAUCUCAAUGCCAACAAGCCCAGAUCUCCCUUGCCACCUGCAUCUCGUGUCAUCAAGAUCCAUCUUAAUGUUUUAAAACCCUAAUUCCCAACUUUCGCUGUCAUUGAUUCAUGCCGGUUGAGGGAAGAGGAAGGAGAAUUUUCAUUGGUUUUGUGGCGUAUUUUGCAACAACAAAUUUCGUGGCUACUCAUUGAAAAACUUUUGCGUGCCAAUUCUGUUGAAAUUGUUUGAAGUUGGAGCCUAUCGCUGAUGUCCUAAAAAUCAUCUAUCAUCCACGAAUGACAUAAAUGAGGUAAAGAUGUCUGUUGUAUGACCGCUGUUCUUGCUUUCUUUCCUUCAAUUCCCAAUGUCUUUACUAAAUUGGCAUUAUAUUUAUGAUUAUUUCCAUCUUCCAACAAUCUGAACGUACGGCUCAGCCCCCAUCCCAUCACCCCCGCCCGGUUUUUUGGAUGCCCUGGGUGGAGAGUAAAAAAAGCCCCUAAUCCAAGAAACAUAUAACACAUAUUUUUAAGAGGUUUGAAACCGAGUGGGACUCUUGUACAAAUUUAGAAAAAAAUCAAAUAAUGAGCCUACUAAACUUUAUUUGACUGUUGGACUGUGUUGCCUUGGGCCACCGCCCUCUUCUCCCAGCUCUAGGGCCACCCCUGCCCCCGGGUGUACUCGGAGGGGGUCUUCUCUACACUGUUUCAUGGGCAUGAUGCUGCAGUAGACUCGGCCUGCCCAGUCCGUUAGAAAAGCGGCUUCGAUGAACAUUUUCGAAAAAAUAUAGGGGUGCAUGGAGCGGUCAAUUAAGAUUAAUGUACAGUGAGGGGGCGACGUAAAGAAAAAGAGGCAAGCCUCCCUGCCCCAUUUAUAUUUUUAUAUUAGUAAGUAUUUAGUAAUUUAUUUUAUAAAAAAUAUUUAUUGACAGAUAAAAACUAUUAACAGUUGUACACACUUCGUCAAUGUUUUUCUAAAAAUGUUUUGUAAAUUUCUCUACCGAAAGUUCUUAUUUUUAUUAUCUUAAUAUUUUGUUAGGUGGUCUGAUAUUUGAUUUUCGUUGAGAGCAAUUGUUGUGAA